AGCGGCGGCACACAUAUAUAUAACACAAGCAGCGGCGAUGGUCACCAGUCAAGAUCCUUCGUCCAGCUGACAACAUGAACGCUAAGGUGCUUCUCCUCCUGGCGGUGGUGGCCGCCGCCUUUGCCGACAAGCCCAGCCCGAGAUACAAUGUUCCCGUUCCGGAUUCCGACUCCCGCUCCUACGAGGACUCGUUUGAGGUGCCGAAGUAUGAGUUCCAGUGGAGUGUGGACGACAGCUCGUCCGGCAACAACUUCGGGCAUGAGGAGGCGCGCGACGACGAGCACACGCAGGGCGGCUUCUACGUGGACCUGGCCGACGGCCGCAGGCAGAACGUCAAGUACGUGGUGGACGGCGACUCCGGCUUCCUGGCGGAGGUCACCUACGACGGCGAGGCGCGCUACUCCUCCGAGUCCCACGAGUCCAGCGAGUCCCACGAGUACGCGCCCCCAAGGCCCACCUAUGCGUAAAGGCCGCGCCGCCCUCACCAGCCAUACGCCAUGCAGACUGUGGAUCCUUCAUCCCGAUCAUUCACCCGCGACUCUCCACAGGCGCGCUGCCGGCACGCGCCUCUCAUUGUAACCAAUGUAUUUUAAGUAUACCAUUUUCCCAAUAAAGCAACAUCAUGGUGAA
Molecule: messenger RNA, 630 nt
Organism: Portunus trituberculatus (swimming crab)
Lineage: Eukaryota; Metazoa; Arthropoda; Malacostraca; Decapoda; Portunidae
Product: pro-resilin-like
Exons: 4
Coding region: 75-467 (130 amino acids)
Cellular component (GO): extracellular matrix
Source: RefSeq, a predicted model, not a curated record